GUGAUUUGACUUAUAAAUAAACUGUAUUAUUAUAAAGAUUUUAAUAAGACAUAUAACUUUGAAGAAAAACCACGUAUACAAGUUACAAAUUAGUGCAGUAGCACUGUUUCAUGCAAUGACUAUAAAUACUUUCUCAGCUCAACUCAUCUCCUCAAUCCGACAUCUCUCUACCUCUUCGCUCAGGACAAAGUCAUCGCCGGAAGAAAAAAAAACACGAAAGGAUGAAAAUGACCCUUUUCAAAAGGCCAUGCGAUUACUCAAAGAUGAACAAGGAAGACCCAGAAGAGUUACUUCACCGGCGAGCCAAGUUCUUGAUCUACAAAAAGCUUCAAGAAGCCGACUUGAUUUCUCAUCGUUCUCCUCCGUCGUUAUUGUUUCUACGUAUGAAGAUUUUCCGAUUGAAAGUCAUGAUCGGAAACAGUUUGGCUAAUCUACAUCGCAGCAUAGCAUCCACCAUUAGAUUUGGCGGAAUCCGAAAGCACUCACAAGGCGGCUUGAGAGCGUUCAAGAAGAUGUUCCACGGUGGGGCAACAACUGGACUACAUAGGCCUAUUUUCACUUUCGAAGUUUGAUUUAUAUAUUGUUUUGUGAUUUUCUCUUGAUCUCUCUAUUACAAGUUUUAUCUUUAACAUCAAACCACAUAUCCAACACUGCCAAAGUGUUUUAUCCGUAUACAAUGGAGAUCUCAUAUGAGAAAA
Molecule: messenger RNA, 698 nt
Organism: Brassica napus (rape)
Lineage: Eukaryota; Viridiplantae; Streptophyta; Magnoliopsida; Brassicales; Brassicaceae
Exons: 1
Coding region: 222-572 (116 amino acids)
Source: RefSeq, a predicted model, not a curated record